CAUUGAAGUGAGUCAAGACUUUAACGCAGACCUCCAUUGUGAGCAUGUGCUUAUUGUAUGUUGUUUGAAGCGGCCGCUAGACGACAACAGUGAAGACGUUACAUCGGCGCUCUGAGCCAAUAGUAUCGACAGAGGUUUAAAGCCGUCGAUGGCACGCGGUGGUUCCUCACUUCCUGAAUGAAGAUGGCGGAUGAGAAUGAGACAGCACCGAUGCCGGAGAAAGAAGAUGUAGAGGACCACGGACACUGCAGCGACUGUGAAAAUGAAGAGCACCACUUCGACGACGGUGACAGGGGUCUGGGCGACGACACUGGCGCCAAGAAGAAGAAAAAGAAGCAGAAAAAGAAGAAGAAAUCUGGUGCCCCAGAGGCAGCUCAGGACCCCCUUGCCAAGGUGAAUUCAUUGCCAGCUGAUAAACUACAGGAGAUCCAAAAGGCCAUUGAACUGUUCUCUGUCGGCCAAGGCCCUGCCAAAACCAUGGAGGAGGCAACUCGGAGGAGUUACCAGUUCUGGGACACGCAGCCCGUGCCCAAGCUAGGGGAGACGGUGACAUCACACGGCUCCAUUGAACCUGACAAAGACAACAUUCGUGAGGAGCCCUACAGCCUCCCACAUGGCUUCAGCUGGGACACCCUCGACUUGGGGAACCCUGCUGUGCUCAAGGAGCUUUACACGCUUCUCAAUGAGAACUAUGUUGAAGAUGAUGACAACAUGUUCCGAUUUGACUACUCCUCCGAGUUCCUGCUCUGGGCCCUGCGGCCCCCAGGCUGGUUGCCCCAGUGGCAUUGUGGGGUGAGAGUUAACUCUAACCAGAAGCUGGUUGGCUUCAUCAGUGCCAUUCCUGCUAACAUCCGUAUCUACGACAUAGAAAAGAAAAUGGUUGAGAUCAAUUUCCUCUGCGUCCACAAGAAGCUUCGCUCCAAGCGAGUCGCUCCGGUUCUGAUCAGAGAAAUCACCAGACGGGUCAACCUGCAGGGUAUCUUUCAGGCGGUCUACACUGCUGGAGUGGUACUGCCCAAACCUGUGGGCACAUGCAGGUACUGGCAUCGCUCUUUGAACCCACGGAAGCUCAUCGAGGUGAAGUUCUCCCACCUGAGCAGAAACAUGACUAUGCAGCGUACCAUGAAAUUGUACCGCCUGCCUGAGGCUCCCAAGACUUCAGGUCUGCGACCAAUGACCAAGAAGGAUGUGCCGGUGGUUCACCGUCUGCUCCGUGAGUACCUGAGCCAGUUCAACCUGGUGCCCGCCAUGACCCCAGAGGAGGUAGAACACUGGCUGCUGCCCCAGGAGAAUAUUAUCGACACUUACCUAGUGGAGAACGAUGGCAAGGUGACUGAUUUCCUGAGUUUCUACACACUGCCCUCUACCAUAAUGAACCACCCUGUGCACCGCAGCCUAAAGGCAGCGUACUCUUUCUACAAUGUGCACACCACCACCCCUCUGCUCGACCUGAUGUCUGAUGCCCUCAUCCUGGCCAAAUCGAAAGGGUUUGACGUCUUCAAUGCACUGGAUCUAAUGGAAAACAAGACUUUCUUGGAGAAGCUUAAGUUCGGCAUUGGUGACGGGAAUCUACAGUAUUAUCUGUACAAUUGGAAGUGUCCCAGCAUGGGAUCAGAAAAGGUUGGGUUGGUGCUGCAGUGACAUCCCCUUUACGCCAUUAACAAGUGUCACCAACAAGCCAGGAGAGACCGCACCAUCGCACUGACCACCUGAUGGAUGGAUUGAUGACUUCCUGCUCCAGGAAAGGAAAAAAAAAAAACCCACCGCCCAUUUUUACUUUUUGACCUUUUGAACUUUGACCUGCACUACCGCUGCCAGGCGGGGAGGCAGAGAGAGUCUGCCUGCUCUUCCUCCUCCCUCGUUCACAUGGACCUUAAGCCAUUGUAGUUACCAUCCCAAACAACACAUAUGUCAUCUGAGAGCUGUCUUGAUUGUACCAAACACACAUACACACAAGAACAGUUGGCACAGUUUACUGGAUACCAAACACUCACUGUUGGCAUACCUACAAACGUACCAUACAUGUGUAAAUAAAAUCAAACAUUACUGCGGAUGAUGCCCUAACACAUACAGACUAGAAUCUACUGGUUUAUUUUAUUCAUAAGUGCUUUUUGCAAUUAAAAGAUAAAUGUCAUCAUUCAGUUUUAGAGAAAAAAAGAAAAAUCAAAAUGAUCAAAAAAUAUUUUAAAGAGGAAAAGGCUCAAAAAGGUGAGGUAAUAAAUACCCAAAGUGGACACCAGAUAAGGGCUUCUGUUAAGAUUUCUCUUGUCAUGCUUGACCCUGUCUUCUUUUUUAUUUUUCUCAUCAAACCCUCUGUUCUGCCAGUCAUUAAGGAGCUGUUUCAGCUUUAAUUGAAGAAGAUGUUCAUGCUGUUUGUCUUCUGGAGUUCUUCUCAUCUGUAUUAACUAUCAUGACCCUCUUCCUCCUCCUCCAGCUUACUGCACUAACAGAAGAAGCUCUGAAACACAGACUGAUAAUAACAAUGAACCAGCUCAGUUGGAGUAAAAAAAAAAGAAGAAAAAUCAGAAUCAUCAGUCGUGGUUGAGUUGGACUGCCACACAGGAGGUUGAAGGCAUUCUGACGGCAUCGACACAACAUAUUUAUCAGCAGGGAUCAGAUUUGUAAUGACACCUCUUGAUUUAACUGUGCCCCAGUUUCAAUGUCCACCCUACUGGAAAGGUCUGCAGGGGCUCAGGUCGAAAUCAGAUUGAAUGUGCUUUGCCAGCAUGUUUGAAGACUUUUUGAGCUUAUUGAGUUGACUUUGCUUGAGGGAAUCACACAGAAAGUCUUAAAUAUUCAUAAAAAAAUAAAAUGCAUAAAAGAAACACAUGGCAAAAGCUGAAUGAUCUGCCUUUAUGUUUACAUGCGCAUAGCAUAUUAUGUUUAGUCUUUGCUGUGUAAAGGGCAUGAUCAGGGUUUGUGUUUGUCAUAUUAUGAAGUAACAUCAUUAUGCUUUCAUAGGCUUUAUUCAGGAGACAACACACAUGAUAGUAUUGGACAACAUAAUAUGAAAUAUGAGUAUUUUCUUGGAGUGUUUCACCUCAAUAAAAUGUUUUGUUCAGGUGAGGUUGUGAGGAUUCUGGGUGGAUGUUGCAACUGGGCCCACAAAAAGUAGUCUAGCUUGUGCAGGGUGAAUGGUAAAGGUGAUGAUGUUUCUUAUGUACAAUGUUGGUUCUUUUUGCAAACAGAUGUGGGUCUCAUGGUGUAUGAUGCGGGAAAUGACUGUGAAGAUGCAGGUGAUCUUUUUUUUUUUGAGCAAAAAAAUAAAAUCUAGAAGUUGCUGUGA
Molecule: messenger RNA, 3286 nt
Organism: Acanthopagrus latus (yellowfin seabream)
Lineage: Eukaryota; Metazoa; Chordata; Actinopteri; Spariformes; Sparidae
Gene: nmt1a
Product: N-myristoyltransferase 1a
Exons: 12
Coding region: 178-1641 (487 amino acids)
Biological process (GO): N-terminal peptidyl-glycine N-myristoylation
Cellular component (GO): cytoplasm
Molecular function (GO): glycylpeptide N-tetradecanoyltransferase activity
Source: RefSeq, a predicted model, not a curated record